This is a messenger RNA of Patella vulgata (common limpet), 2546 nucleotides long. RefSeq names its product peroxiredoxin-like 2C. NCBI's taxonomy places the organism in Eukaryota, Metazoa, Mollusca, Gastropoda, Patellidae. The coding region runs from base 130 to 825 and encodes 231 amino acids. The transcript has 7 exons. The record is from RefSeq and is a predicted model, not a curated record.
UUCCCAGGAGGCGCUGUGAUUUGUUUAUAAGACUAAAUAACAUGCAUUUAUUUUCUGAUGUGAUAAGAUUUAUUUUUUAGACUAGCUGACUUUUGUUCACAGAAACGUUAUCCUGUUGGAAUCAGCAAAAUGUCCGCGUCGUCUAUUUUAGAAAAAGAUGACCAAGAAAUCAAAGACGUGAAAGAAAACAUAAAAAUUUCUCGAGGUCCGAGACAAGAAAUUGAACUUGAAGAUGUUGAGCUUGCCAAAGUGGCCAAUAUGUCUGUUUAUGAUGAAAACGGAAACAAAAUUAGAUUUGGUGAUAUUUACAAGAAACAGAAAACGAUCAUAGUAUUCACAAGGCAUUUUUUAUGUUUCAUGUGCAAGGAGUAUGUUGAAGACCUUGCUUUGAUACCACUGGAAUACUUACAGGCAGCAGAUGUAAGACUUGUUGUGAUUGGCCCAGCACCACAUAAAUUCAUCAAAUCUUUCCGUGAGGCGACACGAUAUAACUACACUUUAUAUUGUGAUCCUGACAGGGAAAUAUACAAAGCUUUUGGAUUAAGUGAGAAAUUAACCUCAGGUUCUUUAAAAGGUAGUAAACAUAUAAAAUCUGGGUUCAUUAUGGGUGUAUUAACUAGUACAUGGAGAGCUAUGAAGGUACGGGAAUAUCAAGGCGAUGUUAAACAGCAAGGAGGAGCAUUUAUUCUUGGUCCAGGUGAUAAGCUUCAAUUUUCUCACAUAGAUCAGAGUUCGACAGAUCAUAUAGCAAUCAAUGAUCUAUUACAUGAAGCGGGUGUUCAACCAGUCAGUUUCCCUAAUGAUCCCCGAGUAUUACAGAUAUAAACUCAUUACAGUUCUUGUCAUUUAUAUAAUGAGUUGCAAUUUGGUGCUUAUGAAGGGGACAUUUAAUUUAGUAAGCAUAAUGAAUGGAAAUAAUUGUAUCACCAUUGUAAUGUGUACGUAACAGAGUGAACGAAGCAGUUAAUUCAAAGGAAGGAAAGCUAGAUUUUGCUUUAGUUCAUUUUGAAUUUGUUUCAAACUAAAUCAAAAUUUAUUUCAUAAUUCAUUUACUGUGUGGUUUUUUUAUUCAACCACAUAUUGGCAAUGAUUCUUAAUUCUUGUAAAAACUAAAUACCAGUGGGACUGUUGGAAGGUGUGGUAGUUUUUGUCCAAGGCUAUAUCAGUGACAGGCAGUAGAACUGCCUGCCUAACAUCACAGAUUUUCUUUGGGUUCUCCAUUAUCUCCUGUCAACUUAUGAACUGGUAUCUACUGAAGAUUCCAAAAAAUAGUCUUUUUAUGGUGAACAUUUUUUGUCUGUGGCAGCCUCUGAACUUUGGAAUGAAUCUCCAUAAACACAAAAAUAAGUCUCAGUAUAUUAAAAUAAACUAAAAGUGAAUUAUUUGUUAAUGUUUUUAAUUGACUAUAUAUAUGUUUUUUUCAUAAUAUGUACAACCGUUUAUAUUUCCUUCACAAUUAUAUAAAUGAAUUAUAACACAUACUUCUGGAAAACAGCUACUGAUUUAUUUAGGUAUGUUUCGGAGAGUAUUCUCUCAACAUUUUCAAGCUAAUACAAUGUAACAAAAUUUGAAGCAACAUAUGUAGACAAAACUACAACAACAAAGCUGAAACUAUACACGGCAACUAACAUGAUCAGUAGCUGUUUUUCCAAAGUAUGUGUUAUAGUUUAUUUAUCUACCCAGUUACUAAAUGCCACUUAAAGAACACAAUUAUACUGUACUUUUAUAUUUACAUUAUGUUUUCUGUUUAGUAUAUAUUUUAUUGAUUCAUUUUGUAUAUUUUGUUAUUGCUCUGACACUAUGGAAUGCGCUUCCACUUAAAAGUGUACACAACAUAAACAUUUUCAAAAAGAAACUAAAAACUCAUAUUUUUUACCAAAUCUUUCGUGAUUCCCCAGUGAGAUCUUUAAACCUUAUUCUGAUGUGACAGUAAUUCUUUUUCAGGCCAUUAUGAAUAUUGUAACAGUGCACCAGAGCAGCUAAUCUAGCUGAAUCUUGGCGCUCUAUAAAUGUCCAUUAUUAUUAUUAUCAUUAUUUAUAUAUCAUCGCAGCAUAGUCUGAGUUUUGUCAAAUUUUUCGUGGCAACCCAAAAAUUCCAAUUUUUAUACAAUAAAGACGUAGAAAUUGGUUGACCUUUUAUCCACUGGAAUUUCAGAUAUCAUACAGUAGAUGUUUAACAAAAAUUCCAUAAGACAUUUAACAAUAAUGGCUAUGUUAGGUUUGUUUGUAAUGCUUUGUUUGGUAAGACAUAAAUUGAUUUAUUCAAGGAAAUACAACAUUUUCAAGCUUAUUUAUAUUUUUUGGAAUGACCCAUAUUUUAUAUUCUUAAACGAUAUCUAUAAAGCCCAAAUUUAAUAUUGGCUUAAAUAUAUUACAACUAGAUGAAAAGAUGCACAAGAAAACUGAUUUUGAAGAAACAAAUGAAUUUCGUAAAAUAUGCCAGAUAGACCACUUGACUCCAAACUAACUAUAAAUGUGCCACAAAGCAGCUGGAUGUUGUCACUAUAUAACUUAUAAGUUUAAUAAAUUGUAUUAUAAAGGUAAAA